Molecule: messenger RNA, 1068 nt
Organism: Aspergillus melleus
Lineage: Eukaryota; Fungi; Ascomycota; Eurotiomycetes; Eurotiales; Aspergillaceae
Product: alcohol dehydrogenase family protein
Exons: 6
Coding region: 1-1068 (355 amino acids)
Molecular function (GO): oxidoreductase activity; zinc ion binding
Source: RefSeq, a predicted model, not a curated record
AUGGCCGCUGACACGAUGCGCGCCGUGGUAUUCCACGGCCCUUACAAGGUCGCCGUGGAGGAACGGCCAAUCCCCAAAAUUCAAGAAGCGGGGGAUAUCGUUGUGAAAGUGACGUAUACAGCGCUGUGUGGGAGUGACCUUCAUACGUUCCGCGGGGUAGAGCCUACGAAUGAGGGCGUUAUCAUGGGCCAUGAGGUGACCGGUGAGGUUGUUGAGGCUGGCGAGGGGGUCAAGUCGGUUCAGAAGGGCGACGUGGUCGUCAGCGCUUUUACGACAUCUUGUGGCCAGUGCUUCUACUGCAAGCAAGGCUUCUCGUCGAGAUGCGACAAGAACACUCUCCUUGGAUGUGACCAUCUAGAUGGCGCACAGGCUCAAUAUAUCCGCAUCCCCCACGCAGACGGAACGGUCAUGAAGGGCCCCGAGGGAGUCGACGAGAAAUACCUCGUGCUCAUGGCCGACAUCUUCCCCACGGGAUGGUUUGCCGCCAACAACGCCUUCAAAGGAUGCACUCCGGAGCAAAUCUCCGAGCAGACGGUCGUGCUCAUCGGCUGCGGACCCGUCGGACUCUGCGCGCUGAUCAACGCGCUGGAGUACAAGCCCAAGCACCUUCUUGCGGUCGACUCGGUCCCGUCGAGACUUGAGCUGGCUCGGUCCUUGGGCGCUGAGCCGUGGAAUUUCAAAGAGGACCGCGCCGGUUUGGAUAAGCGGGUUCACGAGCUGACCGACGGACGCGGCGCGGAUGCCGUCAUUGAGGUCGUUGGACUCAGUCCGGCGUUGCGAACUGCGUUUGACCUGCUACGUCCUUGGGGUACGAUUAGCAGCGUGGGGGUGCAUAAUGCAGAGAUCCCCUGGGAUGGCAAUGAGGCCUAUGGCAAGAACCUGAGAGUGCAAAUGGGUCGCUGCCCGGUGCGAUCGGUUUCGCCACAGGCAUUGGAGGUGCUGAAAAAGAAUCAGCAUUUGCUCGGGUUUAUGACCGAGAAAAUCAUGCCUCUUUCGCAGGCCGUCGAGGCAUACGAUCUUUUCAACGCCAUGAAGGUGCAGAAGGUCAUUUUCGAGGCGGAUAAAUGA